AACAUGAUGAAUUUAGAAAUAAUUCUUAUUUUGGUACUUGUGUGUUUAAAUUGCCAUGAGUCCAAGAGUAUAAGAUCUUCUUCAAAAGCGGUGGGAGUUAACCAAAAAACAAGUCUCUAUCCUAGACGGUGCUCAGGAAGGAAAAACAUCCAUCGGCACGAUGAAAAUACAAUUAAAAACCAACAGUCCGGUUCAAGCGAAUCCAAAGAAAAUGAAGAAAUAGAUGAGAAUAAUAAAGCGGUCCAAGCAAUAGCCGUCAGUACUAAUGAAAAGAGGGUAAAUGUUAUAGAUACAGUGUCAAUGGUUAAACCGAAUGAAGAAAAUUUGCCAAUGACAACUGACAACACAGAUAGGACGUCGCCAGUUCCUGAGGAAAUAGGAUUUACGCAUUCUGGGGCUGAUGAAAUAUGCUGGGAUUUUGAAGGAGACCGCUGCUAUGACCUGAUGUAUUCACUUGUGCUUGACAAAGGAACCAAAUGUAAAAGUGAUGAGGAUUGUGAGGAGUCUAUUCCAGGCCAAAGUGGAAAAUGCUGUGACCUUCCUUGUGAUCAUUUGACUGAUUAUUAUACGAUUCCUGAGAAGUUGUGCCGGUACCCUGUAGAUAAUCAGGAUCUCAAGGACUCUUUCUCUCCUGCUUGGACUCGGGACUUUUGAACAAAUAUCCCCAGGGCAAAAGAAAACCAAAAAAAAAAAGAAGAAAUGUAAUAGGUCAUGUUUUGAGAUAAUAUAAAAACAAU
Molecule: messenger RNA, 737 nt
Organism: Saccostrea cuccullata (small rock oyster)
Lineage: Eukaryota; Metazoa; Mollusca; Bivalvia; Ostreida; Ostreidae
Exons: 6
Coding region: 4-654 (216 amino acids)
Source: RefSeq, a predicted model, not a curated record